AUGGAAGGACGAGUUUUCUCUGCUCAGAACCCUACUUUUCUUCUUCUUCUCCUUCAUAUUUUCCUGCUUGCUUUGCUUCCAUUCAAGGCCAUUUCAUCACCAAAAACACAGGCAGAAGCUUUGCUAAGUUGGAAGAACACCUUUGAUUUUUCUUAUGCACCAUCUUCUCUCCCUUCAUGGUCCCUCACUAACCUCAACAAUCUUUGCAACUGGACUGCCAUUGUUUGUGACCAGAGCAGCAAACAAGUUUCCCAAAUUGACCUCUCCUACUUCGACAUCUCUGCAACACUAACCCAUUUCAACUUCACCCCAUUUCUCAAUCUCACCCAAUUCAACCUCAAUGGCAACAAUUUCAGAGGGCCUAUACCGUCUGCCAUUGGCAACCUCUCCAAGCUCACAACUUUGGACUUGGGCGACAACUACUUUGAACAAGAAAUAUCUGUGGAGAUAGGCAAGUUAACAGAGCUCAAUCUUAGUGGUACUAUUCCCUAUCAGCUCAGCAAUCUCCAAAAGGUACAGUUUUUGAUUCUUGGAGCAAACUACUUACUAGAAAAUCCUGACUGGUCUAAAUUUUCAGGCAUGCCUUCUUUGACAUACCUUGAUCUUUCUCUAAUGAGUCUUUCUUCAGAAUUCCCAGAAUUCAUAUCUAAAUGUUUGAACUUGACAUUCCUUGACUUGUCUCGAAAUUUAUUUAUUGGCCAAAUACCAGAACAAGUAUUUACCAAUCUGAGCAAGCUUGAAUAUCUCAAUCUCACCAACAACUACUUCGAAGGACCACUGCCAUCAAACUUUCCCAAGCUUAAACACCUUCGUUUAGCACAAAACAACUUCGGUGGUGCUAUUCCUGAAGAUAUUGGUUUAAUAUCUGGUCUUCAGCGUAUUGACUUGGCUUGGAAUUCCCUUGAAGGGCCAAUUCCACCUUCUAUAGGCCAACUCAGAGAGCUUCAGUACCUUGAUCUUCACAAGAAUUCCUUAAACUCUUCAAUCCCAUCUGAGCUUGGUCUUUGUACCAGCCUCACCUACUUGGAUCUUUCGAGUAACCAGCUCUCUGGGUCAAUUCCUUUAACACUCAGCAAACUUCCAUUUAUUCAGAGCUUAAAUCUUUCUAACAAUCUCAAUGGCCCAUUCCCGCUCAUGAAGAAUUUUGAUUUGUCUAAUAACAAUUUCACAUGGGAAUUCCAAAAAGACCCCGACAAUACUUUUGUUGGAAACUCUGGCUUGUGUGGAGAUGCCAGGGGACUAACUAGAGCGUGCAAUUCCAACAUAAAUAACAACAAAGUUAUAAUUGGUGUCCUUGUGCCUGUUUGUGGUUUAUUAGUGGUUGCAACUGCGAUUGCUCUGAUUCUUAUGUUCCAUAAGAAAACCAGGCGUGUUCUUAAGAAAGUCAAUAGUGCUCAAAACUUUGAGAAUUUUGAGUCAAUGAUAUUGCAAGAAGAAGUAAAAUUUACGUUUGGGGAAGUUGUAAAGGCCAUAGACAAUUUUCAUGAGAAGUACUGUAUUGGAACAGGAGGAUUUGGAAGAGUAUACAAGGCAGAGUUGCUAUCAGGUCAAGUUGUCGCAGUUAAGAGGCUUAACACGUCAGACUCUAACGACAUUCCAGCAAUCAAUCUCCAAAGUUUCGAGAAUGAAAUCCGAACUCUGACAAAUGUCAGGCAUAGGAAUAUCAUUCGGCUAUAUGGGUUCUGUUCAAGGAAGGGAUGCAUCUUCUUGCUCUAUGAAUAUUUAGAGAGAGGCAGCUUGGGAAAGGCAUUGUAUGGGGUUGAUGGGGUAACUGAACUUGGAUGGGCUACAAGGGUCAAAGUUGUGAAAGGAUUAGCUCAUGCACUUUCUUACUUGCACCAUGACUGCUCUCCACCAAUUGUGCACCGUGAUGUAACUGUGAACAAUGUAUUGCUCGAGUCAGAUUUCGAAGCCCGACUUUCUGAUUUUGGAACAGCAAGACUGAUUAGUGCCAAUUCAUCCAACUGGACCCAUAUUGUUGGCUCAUUUGGUUACAUGGCCCCAGAGCUUGCAUUGACAAUGCGAGUCACAGAUAAGUGUGAUGUGUACAGCUUUGGAGUGGUGGCACUGGAAGUGAUGAUGGGAAGGCACCCAGGGGAUCUGCUAGAAUCCCAGCUAUCAAAAUCAUCACAAUCAAUGAAGGAGGACAAUGCAGAGUUGCUUUUGAAGGAUUUGUUAGACCAAAGGCUGGAGGCUCCAAGCAAUGAAUUGGCAAAGGCAGUGGUGCUUGUGAUGAGUUUAGCCUUGGGUUGUAUACGUACGCGUCCCGGGUCUCGACCUACAAUGCUUUAUGUGGCACAAAAACUAUCAGCUCAGAGUCUGCCUUCCCUUCUUGAACCAUUUGGCAUGCUAACCAUCAACAAGCUGAUGGGGAUAUAAAACUAGAAGGAAAAAAAAUAAAACUAGUUGGAAAGUUUUCUGUGUGUAAGAGAAAUUCUUAUACCAUGUAUGUUAACAUUAAUAUCUGCACCGUCCUGGGUCUCAACCUACAAUGGUUUAUGUGGCACAAAAGCUAUCAGCUUAGACCAUGCCUCGCCUUCCCUAACCAUUUCGUAUGUUGACCAUCAACAGGCUAAUGGGGAUACAAAAAUAGAAGAAAAUGUGAAACUAGUUGGAAAGUAUUCUAUGUUUAAGAUAAACUUUAUAAACCUGUGCUGAUAAACUUUAUAAACCUGUGCUUGAUCUGUAAGAUUGAAAGAGAGUGGCCAAUAAAUUGUUUGCA
Prunus avium (sweet cherry) is the source of this 2722-nucleotide messenger RNA. Lineage: Eukaryota; Viridiplantae; Streptophyta; Magnoliopsida; Rosales; Rosaceae. The record is from RefSeq and is a predicted model, not a curated record.